AUGAAGUUCGGUCGCAACCUACCACGCAACCAGGUGCCAGAAUGGUCGUCAUCGUAUAUCAACUACAAGGGACUGAAGAAGCUCAUUAAGGCCGCGGCUGGGAUCCUGAAAGCUGGCCAGGACGUGGAUCUCACCGAAUUCUUCUUCUCCCUAGACCGGAACCUUGAGGAUGUCGACAGUUUCUACAACAAGAAGUUUGGGGAUGCCUCACGGCGGUUGAAGCUACUACAAGAACGAUAUGGCUCGUCUAAGCAGGGGUUGGAAGACUUGGAUCGCAAUGAGAUUGAGGAAGUCAUUGGUGCCCUGCUGGACCUCCGAGGUCAAUUGCGGAAGCUACAAUGGUUUGGAGAGGUCAACAGGCGUGGCUUCGUGAAGAUAACCAAAAAGUUGGAUAAAAAUGUUCCUGUGUGCGCCCAACGGAAGUAUAUGACUUCCAAGGUCGACCCGACGCCAUUCGCAACGAAUGCGGCCCUUUCUCAGACCAUGAAAGCCAUAAAUGAUUGGCUAGAAAUCCUGGGAGAAAAGAAGGCCAAAGAAGAAGAAGCUGUAUUAAUCCCUUCUGCGCGAUUCAUCAAGCGCGUGUCCUCACGAUCGACUCUCAACUUGCCUGCUAGCGUCCUCGACAGUGUCGACCAAGCUAUCAGACAUGAUGAUGUGGCAACUCUGAAAAAAGCCCUCGCCGAGGCUAAUUUAGAGACGAGCGACCCAGGGAUGCAGAAAUUACUUCUCGAUCUUUUACAGAGAGCUAUUUCUUGCAAGCUAAAAGAAUGCAUUGCUUUCCUCUUGAAGGAUAUCAAGACCUUGGAUGAACCGGACGAUAUCAAUGGUCGCAACAUUCUCCACCGUUUAGUCAUAUCCAUUGGGCGAACCAAAUCAGAUAGUCAAGCGGCCCAGGACACCUCGGUUGAAUCGGAUGAUAUGCGUUAUCUUACCCCUGCAUCAUCUCAGCCCCUUGGGCCUUCUUCGACCAAGAUUACAGAGUCCCAGUUGCUGAGCAGGGAUGACGAAUCAGUUAAGCUCUUGAUUUAUCUGCUGGACCAUCUAGAAGGUGAUCAAAGGGCAGCGCUGAACAGUCGAGACUCAUAUGGCCGCCUUCCUCUACAUUAUGCAGCGCAAUUCGGCUUUGUCAUUGUGUGCCAGCUCGUUAUGAAAUAUAUGCAGGAUUGGGGUCAAUUUGAUGUCGAGAAUGGCAUUGAUGCCCCCGAAUGGCAAGACAAUGAGGGCCUUGCACCGCUGCAUCUCAGUGUGAUUGGAGGCCAUCCACUCACGACUCAGGCUCUAUUGAUGGGAGAGAAUUGGCAAGGGAUAAAUGAUUAUGCGGGGGCUAUGAGGCGUGAUAUAUCGAAGUCUAGUGCUGUACUUGCCCUUGCCACAAAGUCGAAUUUCACCGGAAUCGUGAGGCAACUUGUGGAUGCCGGUGUCGAUAUAAACUGGCAAGACGAAACAGGUGAAACUUCUUUGCACGUUGCCGCGCGCUUCGGACACGAAGACUGUGCGAGAAUUUUGCUAGAGGGGACACCUGAUCAAAAAGCCGACCUGGAGAUCACCGAAAACUCUUUCUCUUGGACCCCACUACAUGUGGCUUGUGUCGAUGGUCACGCGGCUAUUGUGGAGCUGCUCAUUGCAGCUGGUGCUGAAAUCAACAAGCCGGAUGCUUCUGGCUGGACAGCUAAGGAGCAUGCUGCCUUGAGAGGCCAUAUUAGUAUUGCAUGUCGGCUCCUAGAAGCUGCUGUUGAUAUAUCGUCCGACAAGGCCGAAAAGUCCGAUGAUUCGACAGAUAGUACUUAUACAUCGUCACCCCCCGGGCCAUCAUCUAUAGAUGCGCUUCGGUCACAACCCCCCAAUGGUGUUUUGAAGGCCACUGAGACCUUCAAAACAUUUGGUCAUCGAUACCUUACCGAUGAGAGCAUGGUUCUUGUUAGUCUAGGCUCUAUGGACAUGAGAAAAGAUAUUCCAGCUGUUAAGCUUGACAGGAUUCCUAUCGCUGAAGCUCAUGCAACUCAACUGGACACGGCCCUGUCUGUUGUUGUUACAGCUAGUGGAGCCCAGGGCGAGCCGACCACCAUCGACCUUCCUGUCCAGGAAAAUAUCUCAACUGCACCUAUGGUCUUCACCACCAAGGAUGCAUCCAAGGUCAAACUAUACUUUGAUAUUGUUCCAACAUACGCUGGAAGCCAGGAGCACAAAGUUGGACGUGGUGUUGCCAUUUUAUCCAGUAUGAAGCAGGCAAUUGGCUUGAAACGUAUGAAUCUCCAAGGAGACGUCAGCGUCCCGAUAAUGAGCACAAACCUUGAGGUUAUUGGAUGUGUUAAUUUCAAUUUUCUCAUCGUCACUCCAUUUUCCCAUCCGAAUAUGGAAGUUACGGCGAAGCAAACAUACUGGAAGGAGAUGUCCUCGACCAUGGUGAUAGGACACAGAGGUCUCGGCAAGAACAUGACAUCGAAUAGAUCUCUUCAGCUGGGAGAAAAUACAUUACAGUCAUUUAUCGCGGCUGCAAAUCUUGGGGCGAACUACGUCGAGUUCGAUGUCCAGCUUACGAAGGAUCAUGUGCCUGUUAUAUACCAUGAUUUUCUAGUCAGCGAAACGGGGAUUGACGCACCGGUCCAUACGCUCACGCUUGAACAAUUCCUUCACGUCAAUGACGCCCAAUCUCGGUCAUCGCGCCCCCCAUCCCCCCCAAAGGAAUAUCCACAGUUUCGGGGGGUCCGGGGCGCCGAUCGUCAGCGGUCACUCUCCCUUAGCCACACACUACCUGGUUCCGAGAUGUCGGAGAGAAUGAAACAUACGCGUGAUUUCAAAGCUAAAGGAUAUAAAGCCAACUCUCGAGGAAACUUCAUCCAAGCCCCGUUCACCACACUUGAAGAAAUGUUCCUUAAGCUCCCUGAAAAUGUCGGUUUCAACAUCGAAAUGAAGUACCCUAUGCUGCACGAGUCGGAGGAACAGGAGAUGGAUACUUAUGCUGUCGAGCUCAACAGCUUCGUGGAUACCAUCUUAACGAAAGUAUAUGAUCUGGGCAAGAAGCGGAAGAUCAUUUUCAGCAGCUUCAACCCCGAUAUAUGUCUGCUUCUGAGCUUCAAGCAGCCCAACAUCCCGGUACUGUUCCUGACCGAUGCUGGUGUUUGCAAGGUUGGCGACAUCCGAGCUAGUAGUAUCCAGGAGGCUAUUCGGUUUGCCAGCCGAUGGAAUUUACUCGGCAUUGUGAGUGCAGCGGAGCCAUUCUGUCUCUGUCCUCGAUUGGUGAGGGUUGUGAAGGAGGCUGGAUUGGUUUGUGUUAGCUAUGGGGUCUUGAAUAAUGAUCCCGUCAAGGUGCAGGAACAAGUAAAGGAGGGCAUAGAUGCUGUGAUUGUCGACAGCGUAUUGAAGAUCCGCAAUGGCCUAACCAAAAACGCCAAGCCGAUCGAGAUGGUAACGUCGGGUGGAACGGUGCUGAAUAGUGUGGAGGUCGUAGAAGCACAAGUUGUUUGA
Messenger RNA from Venustampulla echinocandica, 3465 nucleotides. RefSeq names its product GDPD-domain-containing protein. Gene Ontology annotation, biological process: glycerophospholipid catabolic process. Lineage: Eukaryota; Fungi; Ascomycota; Leotiomycetes; Helotiales; Pleuroascaceae. Gene Ontology annotation, molecular function: glycerophosphocholine phosphodiesterase activity; protein binding. The record is from RefSeq and is a predicted model, not a curated record. The transcript has 4 exons. The coding region runs from base 1 to 3465 and encodes 1154 amino acids.